This is a messenger RNA of Pseudogymnoascus verrucosus, 1066 nucleotides long. RefSeq lists its product as uncharacterized. NCBI's taxonomy places the organism in Eukaryota, Fungi, Ascomycota, Leotiomycetes, Thelebolales, Thelebolaceae. The transcript has a single exon. The coding region runs from base 179 to 766 and encodes 195 amino acids. The record is from RefSeq and is a predicted model, not a curated record. Gene Ontology annotation, cellular component: nucleolus. Gene Ontology annotation, molecular function: protein kinase binding; double-stranded RNA binding; protein kinase inhibitor activity. Gene Ontology annotation, biological process: negative regulation of protein kinase activity.
CUCAGAAUGACCAAAAUAGUUGCCCAUCUGCCAUCCUCCACCAGAACCUGACACAACUUCUAUUUCAGCAUCACCCAACCCGCACAGCUGAUCACGACACUAACCUCCCACCCCGCCCACGCACAUCCCCUCACCACGAAUCUCCACCUUCCCAACACAAACCAAACAUCCCCAAACAAUGUCCGAACGAAUCCCCGAAUCAGUCCCCACCUCCCAGCACCCCUCGCACUCCACCUCGCGCCCCAAAAAACGCGCACUCUCCCCCUCCUCCGCCACCGCCGCCAACAUCUCCCACCUCUUCGCCAAGCCCGACGCGGCCCUCGCGCUCGCCAACAGCGCCAGCAGCAGCAGCUCGUCCGCCUUCUCUGCCGCGCCCCCGGAAAUCGUCGCGAAUGUGCAGGGAUCUAGCGCGGGCGCGGGAAGCGGGGAGUUCCAUGUGUAUAAGGCAAGUCGGAGGCGGGAGUUUGCGAGGCUGAAGGCGAUGGAUGAGGAGGUGUUGGGGGAGAAGAUGGAGGAGGAGUAUGAGAGGGAGAAGAGGGAAAGGGAGGAGAGGGAUAGGGAGGCGACGGAGAGGAGGAGGAAGAAGAGGGAGGGGAGGAGGAAGAAGGGGAAGGGUGGGAAGGAGGUAGUGGCCAAAGAGGGGGCUAAGGUUGGGGGAAUGAAGCCGAGGGCUGAUGUGGUGAUGGGGGAUGCGGCGGGUGUGAGCGUUGCGCCGGCGUUGGAGGCGGCGCAGGAACAAGGGCUUAUUAUUCAUGACGACGAUUGAGCAUGCCCACUUGAGGUUCCUUACCAUGCAAAUUUUCCGACGCACCUCCGAGGCCAGAUAUCCCGGUCUGUGGAGACUAUAGAAGGCAUAUGGCCUUUGGAAAAGGUGCUGAGUGGAUAUAGGACAUGACCGAAGCACAGCUACGAUACUGGGGAAAUGGACGUCACUCCCACCCAGUGUUGCUGAACAUAUGGAGGAGUGUGAUCGACUUCAACCACCGAGAAGCGGGCAUCCAUACGACAGCCUAGAGCUUAAAUGUAUCAACAGACAGACAUGUAGAAUUAAGAGUAUCACUUCAUC